Messenger RNA from Racocetra persica, 188 nucleotides. NCBI's taxonomy places the organism in Eukaryota, Fungi, Glomeromycota, Glomeromycetes, Diversisporales, Gigasporaceae. The record is from the annotation of a GenBank genome assembly.
CAAGUGAAACUGAACAACAAAAGAGAGCUGAAAUAGAAGAAAAUAUCGAAAGAAAAUACCAGAUGAUUGAUAGAAAACAAGGCAGAAUGAUUGCAAGUCUGUUAGAAAAACCUUUUAAGAAAAUUCAAAUCAACAGACUACUUGUAAAUUAUGAACUCCAAAGAGAACUAAUUACUAACCCAAAGGAG